CUGUCCCUGUCCCUGUGUGUUUCAGUCGAUCCGUCGUUUCGAUUGUGGAAUGACUGUUUUGGACUGGGAGUAGCGACUCAUCGAAAAGAGAGGGAGAGAGAGAGACAGUUUCGGUUUGGAGCUCGACCCGAGGAUUGACAAUGUGCAGAUCGCUGAUAUUAUUCCUCCUCAACAGCAUCGAGUUUUACAUACGUCCUCUCGCCUCUUCCUACAGUGUCGACGACAUGUGUGAUAAAAGGACUAUGUGGAAAACGUACUGUCAGUGACAUAACACCGAAACACGACGACGACAACAACAACAACAACAACAACAAUAACAAUAACAGCAGCAACAGCAGCAGCAGCAGCAGCAACAACAACAACAACAACAACAACAACAACAACAACAACAUCAUCAUUAAUUACGACAACGACAUUGAUGGCAAAUUCGCUUAAGAGAAACCGGUCACGUCGCCGUUUGGCCGCCGUCACCUUCCUUUCGAACAUCUCCCUCGACGGGAGCUACAGAGAUACGACUCUCGCUCUUCUGCCCCGCAAUGGGGCCAUCAACAAAGCGAACGUCACGCAGAUGACGGUGACGGAGGAGUCUGACGGUCAGGACGACUGUUUUAGCGAUUCCGAACAUAUUUUUCCGAGGGAGAAACGAAUCUUCAAUCCGAAGAAACGAGUGCCCAAAUACAAUUCCAAUUCGAACGAUGUGCAUUCCCUCAGUUCGGAUUCCGAGAGUGUCAUCACCCCCAUCAAGGGUACCUUUGAAGAUGUGCAGAGGACAAUUACUUUUAGGGAAAGAAGCGGCACGUCGGGCAGCGAAUUCGAACACCGACGCAGUCUGUCGUCGAAGGUGGCCGGACCGAAGAGGACUCACCGCCACCAAAACUCCAUCUCGAGCGAAACGGACCGGCCGCUCUACGGGAGCAGCUGCGAGAGUCUCGGCCCCAUUAUAGGGAUGGGUUCGCGGUCGAAAGCCUCCCCCAGUCCGGCCACGAUCCCGGAGGCGGUCAAGAGGGAGAUCAGAGUGUUCAGACCGACGUCCCAGCACAAGUUCAGGGACGAGAGGAUCGUCAUGGUCACGUCCAGGAACGUGCCCUUCCUCGUCUGUUCGGUGAUUCCGUACAGGAAGAACGCAAGGACGGAAUGGAAGAAGGAGGGGAACCGCAAAAGAACGACGUCCGGGACGAGACCGCUGUCGUCGAUCGGAGACGGUUUGGACGCUUUCGACUCUUUGGGCAUCGAACGUGGACCCGACGGACAAGAAGUUUCGUACGCGUAUCUCCUGAUACCCAGCAAAAACCCGAAGGAUUUCAGGGAACGUAGGAUCAACACGAUCGACGAUCCGACAGAACCCGCUCCGACUUCGGCGCGACCCCAUCACGUCAUUGCCAGGACAAAAGUUAUAACUUGGCAGCCAAAAUAUAAAUGGUGCUUUUCGUACGAUCAGGGCGCCCAAAGAGCGACCGCCCACGUAGUGGCCGCCCAUUCGCCACCGGCGUCGGUGGCGGCGGCGACGGCGGAUUUCGCCAAAGACGAACCGUGCACCGCUGCCUCAACCUCGACCUCGUCCACCACCACCGGUUUCGUGUACCAUCCGAAUCUGUUGGACGAUCCCGAACUGAUUGCGGGCAAGCAUCGCACUCUCCUGACAUUCACUUCGUACAUGACUUCGGUCAUCGACUACGUGAGGCCGUCCGAUCUGAAGAAGGAAAUCAACGACAAGUUCCGCGUCAAGUUCCCACACAUUCAGCUCACCCUCAGCAAACUCAGGAGUCUGAAAAGAGAGAUGCGCAAGAUCGCGAAAACGGAAUGCAACAUCGACCUGCUGACUGUCGCACAAGCGUACGUCUACUUUGAAAAGCUGAUCCUCAGAGGACUGAUCAACAAACAGAACAGGAAAUUGUGUGCAGGAGCGAGUUUAUUGUUGAGCGCCAAACUGAACGACGUAAAAGGUGAUGCGUUGAGAAUUUUGUUUGAGAAAACCGAAACGGUGUUCAGAUUGAACCGCAAAGAGUUGGUGUCGGCAGAGUUUGCGGUUUUGGUGGCUCUCGAGUUUGGAUUGCACGUGCCCACUUGGGAGGUGUUUCCCCAUUAUCAGAGGCUGUUGUACGAGUCUUGAUUGGAUUUUGCCAACGUUUGCCAUGCGUUUGUUGCAUUCAUGUUCCAAUUCAGUACAUGUAAUCCCGAAUCACACCGUGUGUGUCCAUUUAAUGGGAUAAAAUUAACCACACAUUAUAUAUUUCUACGUGUAUUCAGAAGAAACGUCGUGUUCUCUUCUUCUUUUUGUUUUUGUGACAGAAAAUAUUUGCUGUGUAUAAAUUAGGGCUGUACUGAAGUAGUGAUUUCAUAGAAAAAAAAAAAUAUUUUAAUCUGGUUAGUCAAUUAUUGUACUUUAAAUGGAAUGUUAUUUUGUAUGUAAGACUUGUUAUUUGUUCGAUUUUAUUCCUUUCUAUUAUUGUUUUUCCUUUUUAUUUUUGAAAUUUUUAUUGCCAAUUUACUUAACGUAUUUUUUAUCAUUCUUAAAAUAAACUCAAACUUAUAUAUAUGUACUUAUUUAUAAUAAAUAUGAAUGUUUCAUUUUUUGUGACAACUCCUAACUACUCAAGUUUUUAACAUUGUUUUGAUACGUCAUGCGAAAUAAACAGAUAUAUGAUGCACCUU
Molecule: messenger RNA, 2652 nt
Organism: Aethina tumida (small hive beetle)
Lineage: Eukaryota; Metazoa; Arthropoda; Insecta; Coleoptera; Nitidulidae
Product: CDK5 and ABL1 enzyme substrate 1
Exons: 7
Coding region: 419-2110 (563 amino acids)
Biological process (GO): regulation of cell cycle
Source: RefSeq, a predicted model, not a curated record